Messenger RNA from Scaptodrosophila lebanonensis, 6635 nucleotides. RefSeq lists its product as uncharacterized. NCBI's taxonomy places the organism in Eukaryota, Metazoa, Arthropoda, Insecta, Diptera, Drosophilidae. The record is from RefSeq and is a predicted model, not a curated record. The coding region runs from base 94 to 6240 and encodes 2048 amino acids. The transcript is spliced from 15 exons.
CAGCAAAAGCAGGAGAUAACAAAAUUCUGCGGUGUGAACAGCCAAAAUUCAUGCGACAGCGGUAGAACCUGUGCCAAUAAACGACAUCAAGUGAUGGCGGCUCACGCCGAACUCAAGGAGUUGAACAUCUUUGAGCUGCGUCCACUUGUUAAAAAUCUCAGCUGUAAGCUCUCUGCUGUGACAUCCUACGAUGCGCAAAGGCAAAUGCUCUGUUUGGUCAGCGAGGAGGAUGAAAUUGUGCUGCGUUACAUCAGCGCCAGUGGCCAGGAGGUGCUCAAGAUGGUCUCCUGGUUCAAGCGCACUAGUCGCGUUAUCCAUGAUAUCUGUUUCGAUCCCGCUGGCGUUUGGCUCUUGGUGCUCUGUUUUGACAAUACUCUGCACAUUGUGCCGGCAUUGGCCAUGGUGGAUGAAACACACGAUCUGGCGGCAUGUGCUCUAUACAGCAGUACACAGGUGACUUCUUACAUUAUACCGUUUGUUGGUCCACACGAGUGUCCCAACUCGCAAAAGUGUCCUAAUCACUCGAUGCCAUUGGAAGAGCAGCUGGAGCAGAAGAGAGCGGAAGAGUUUGCGGCCACAGAUAAUUUGGCCAAUGAGUUUCAGCGCUUAAACCUGGACGUGCCAGCUCCAAAUGCAGAAAAUGAUGCCGAGCCAUUGAUUCAUGAAUUGCCUGCACAUAUGCUGGUUGCCAACCUUCAAGUGCAGCAGCAGCCACAGCAGCCUUCAUCCAGCACCAUCCAACAUCAAGCUCCGCCGUUCGAUGCCACUGGCAAUAGUCAAGUGGUAGCUAACUCAUUUAUGGUCUCGAAAACCUGCCCCUAUCCACUCUCUGUGGUCUGGUGGAAGACCUACUAUGGUCUGAAUCGCGCCAUUAUUGGCUAUUCUGAUGGCUCCAUUUGCUUUGUGGGCUUAAGUCCGAACUGUCCGAUGAUAGCAAGCACUUCCAUUGAGGAUGGCUCAGUUGUGCGUCUGCUGAUCUGCAAGGACAACACAUUCGAUGGCGUCAUGUUGCUGAUCACAUCCUCGCUGAAGCAACAGUACAAGCUGUUACUGGAGCAAAAGGCGAUCAUGUAUGUCUAUCCAGGCGAUAACUCACCAACAUCUGUGGUGAAUGGGCGAGACGGUGCAUGGCAGAUUGUGAUGUCGUUGCAUGGCAAGCAACAACAAAAUAUUGAGGGCAUUGCCGGUGCACGCCAAAGUAAUAGCUCCGAUCCAGCUUCUGAUAGCAGUCAGUUAGAGGAGGAUGUCUUUGCACCGCCCAAUGAGGCACCCAGUACGCAUACAGUUGCUGCAGCAACGACAGCGUCGGCUGACCCCAGCGAGGACGUUAGCGAUGUAAACUCGUCCACCCCAUCACCACCCGCACCACCGCCUUACAGUGCAGCCAUUUCUCGACCAUCGAGCGAAUGCGGCGCGCCUGGAGUAAACACUGGAAUUCGCUUUCAGCAACAGCAAUUGCCGCCCAAUAGCUUCGAUGGAAUUCUGCCAGCCACCCGCGCACGUCUUGCCUCGCUCAAGAGUCUCGGAUCGAAAAAACUGCAGGCCAUCAAGAUCCGUCUAUCGGACCAUAGGCAAAAGUUCGAUGAAUAUAUGCCCGAUGCCAAAUCGGGUUCCUUUGCAAUCAUGGAUUCACCGUCAGUAACACCGGAACGCUUGGGCAGUGCUAGUGGCUCUUUUUACACCAUACAAAACUUGCGGAGCACGUAUUUGCUGAGUGCACUGCAUAGUAAUUCCUAUAGCCUGACCGUACACAGCAUAGAUAUCCAUCUGAAGCCGCUUUUUCUAUACAAAAUACCGAAACAUUGUCUGGACAUACUCAUCAGCUCCAAUAUACUCUAUGCUAUACAAUAUGUGGAGCUGAAUAGCAGCGAUUCCGCCAUCUCUUCGCUAGAGGAGCCCCUAGUAAACACGGAGAAGGAAAGUCGCGAUGCGGAUACUGAAAAGCUGGAGCAACUGGAGACGGAUGCACCGCCAGUAAGUGCUAGCAAAAGCGAUACAACCAGCGCCACAACCACAACAACAACAACAACUUCGAGUAUGGAUCAAAGUGAGCUUCCCACUAAUGCUAUAAAUGCUGUUAGUGUUAUUAGCAGUGCAAUGGCCUCCCUGCAUACCGGCGAUAAUGAUCGUUUUAAUAAUGUGGCACAACUGGCACUCUUUCGCUUCGAGCAUGAAACUGUGUUAAAUCUCUAUCAGAUGGCGCAGUAUCGCAACGGCAAUGGUAAUGGCAGCACUACCAGCACGGGCCAACCUGAAACGCUCACCAAAGAAGAAAAGGCCAAAGCUUUUGAGAUUAAAGACAUCCACACGCCGAUGGAUUACGUAUUAUUCUAUGGGACGGCCAAUGUGUCCAGCGAGUAUACUUUGCGUCAACUGGAGAUUAUGCAAUCAGAGUUCCCCAAGAUCAACUAUGAUCCAUGCUAUGUGAUUACCAACAAAAAUGUAUACUUUAUACAACUGAAAAAAGAGCCGUUUGAGUUAUUUUUGGAUGCUGCACUGGCAGGCGAAUGGACCCAAUGUCGAGAUUUUUGCAACACAUUCGACUUAUCGUUCGAGCUGUGCAUUGAGUUUGCAGGAGAUUAUUUGCUGCGUCGCAAAAAGAUUACACAGGCACUGCUCACUUACAAUGUAGCCAGAGUGAAGCCUAUAAGGACCGCACUCAAGCUGGCCAUGUAUGGACACACGUAUGCGCUAAUGCAGUUGUCGGCCAUGGCUCUAAAAUCCACGUACGUGCUACGCUCACGCCACUUGUGUCAUCCACUGCUUAAAGGCAUGCUGUCAGACAUCACGUAUCGGCAUUCAGAAGAUGUACGCUCUAUUUUGCCUCAUAAUGUGAUCCAAGAUCAUGUGAAUACUGGGCUUUCGUGUAGUGAUUAUUGUUAUGGUGUAGAUGAGUCCAUCAGUGCCCUGCAAAUGUCGCCAUCGUCACAGUUUCAUUUGGCCAAUCUUCUGCUCAUCACACUGGCCGAAAAAGCUGUCAACGAUAAAAACUAUUUACCUUUGUGGAACUUUCUGGUAACGAAUAGCAAAUAUCAUACCAAUAUGACGAGCAUUGUGCUUUGUCAGAGUGGUCUCUUUUCCGCUGCCCUGAUCUUGGCAAAAGUGCGCGGGGUCUGUUUGGAUACUUUUAAUGCUUUGAUUAGCGUUGUGGCGCAGGAGUUUGGAUGGUAUAAUGAGCUGAACGUCUGCCUUUACAAUCUCAGUGAGGACAUUUUCGUCGAAGCUAUCACGUACUUGCCACAUGUGUCUAUGGAUUACUUUGCCUUCAUACAGGAGAAGCUGGAAAAUGUUCGGCCGUGUGUCCUGCAGCGUCUCUCGGAGCAACUAAACCCCUUCAGGGCCGCACUGCGUCCCAUUAUCUCGCAUACCUCAAAUAGCGGCCUACAACGAUCUUCUGAUGGCGGCAACUCAAACGACAAUAACACCUAUCUAUUUGAAUUCUGUAAAAGCCUUAUUGAAACGUAUUUGGCCGUGCUUAUACACAUGGAAUCUCAGCGUGUCAAGCACGACUCUAUUGUGAAUGCUCUAUCAAAUUUUCGCAUCAGCUAUGAAGACAAUCAGUUUGCUAUCGAAUCAUCCCGCUUUAAACCGAUCUCUGCUGGCUGCGCCUAUUGCGCCUGCGUUGUGGAUGGCGUAGCCUAUUUUUGGGGCUCCAAUGGUGUCCCAUUCUGUUUCAGUGCUCAGAAGGCGUGUGAGCCCCCUGAACCGGCGCAUGCUGUCAAGGCUUUGGAACUAUUGUCCCAGCUCAAUUUAGAGGUUCAUGCUGUAAAGUGCGGCCGUCAGCAUAUCCUUAUAUUAACCAACAAUGGCCUUUAUGCUAUGGGCAACAAUAACCUCUGUCAAUUGGGAAUUGGACGUCAUAUGCAAAUGGCUUUGCAGCCAAUGCUGGUGCAGGGCUUGGACGGCAUGAAUAUAACCUUGCUUGAAGCGGGGCAAUAUCAUAAUGCAGCAGUGGCUGAUGGCAAGCUCUACAUGUGGGGUUGGGGCAUUUAUGGCCAAUUAGGAAAUGCCAGCUGUGAAAAUAUCGUAACACCGACACUAGUCAGUUUUUUCAAGUUUAAGAAAAUCUUACAAGUUUCUCUUGGUCACGCGCACAGCUUGGUGCUGUGUGAGGCGUCCAGCAACUACAUAGAGGCUAACGCUAACAACGAGCUGUAUGUCUUUGGCUCCAAUCAUUUUGGGCAGCUAGGCAUUGGGAAUGGCGAAGUCGCGGAAAAGGAUGCUAAUCAAAUUAAAUCAAACCUCCCAAUACGUCUGGAUGUGAGCAGCUACAGUUUAAGACUGAUACACACCAAAUUUUUUACUAAUUUAGUGGUAGAUGAAAACGAGCGCAUGUACACGUGGGGCAGCUCACCGCAGGCGUUGCGUCUGGCCAAUCAAAUCAAGCGGCGCGCCAAUGCCAAACAAAAAAUGGAGGAACAUCAACAACGAGAGAUGCUAAGCAAGCGUUUGGACGCCACGUUGACGACGCCGAGUAAUUUGUUGGUGGAACCAACCACGUCAUACGCAGCUGUAGUGGCUGGUGCAACGCCUAAACCCAGUACUACAAGUGAUGAGGCAAACCCUAAACAAAAACUUGGCGAAGAUAAAAAGACCGCCAGGAAUGUGGCAGCUGUUGGAGCUGCCGAGGCUUUGCCUAGCGAUGGCACCGAGGACAUUAAUAUGGCAUGCAGGCGAGACUCAGAGCUGCUGACAACAAAAACAACAGGAACGAAUGAAGGGUCGACUGAAAAUCCAGCAUCACAAAAUGCCCAGCCACCCACCGGGGAAGCUGAUCCAACUGAGCAUCUGACACCGCAUUUAGUGGACACCACCGAAGUAGCAGGAAAUAUUUUACAGAUUACUAGUGGCCUCUUCCACUUUGCGCUUAUCUCGUCCAGCUCCACGUUGUACACUUGGGGAAAAAAUCUUGAGCAUCAACUGGGUACAGAAGAUAAAGACAGACGUGGUGUACUUAGACCGUCGCCCAUUGACAGCAUCGAGCAGCCCAUGUACGUGGAUUGUGGUGCCGAUUUUACAAUUGUGAUGACUACCGACUAUGUGGUGAAGGCAUUCGGUGGCAAUUCCAAUGGGCAAUGUGGACGAGAUCUGGGACCGUCUUUGGAUCGCAUGAAGCAGCGUGUGGUGUGUUUACCAACCACCAAACGUCUAAUGCGCUUCGAAAGUCAGUGUGUGGAUGUCCCGGUAGAGAUUAAUUUGCCCCGGCCACGUAUUCGUCUGGACUCGGAACCAGUGCGUUAUCUAAAGGUGAUGCCGCCCUAUCAACCCCACUUUUUGCAGCCGGCAAACAUUAAUUUUGAGCAGGGUGGCUUUAAUCGCGGCUCACUGGCUACACCCAAUUACAAGUCUAGCACAGAGAAUGCAGUGACGGGUCAGGAUUCGGACGAUAUGAUCAGCAGCUUGGAGAAUUUGAGCCAAAAUGAUGCCUCCUCGCUAAAUUAUUCAUAUAAUGCGCCGCCAGUAGGCGAUGCUUUCAGCUCGAUGGACUAUACACCCGAAGAGCAAAGCUAUGCGCCAUUGCCAGAUCAACAGGCGGCUAAUUUGGUUGCCCAGCGAGCAAUUAUGAUUGAAGGCGACGAGGAUGCGGAUGGCAGCACUUUUACGCCCAGUUCAGUGGCUGGAGAUGAUGCGGCGCUAGAGCCACUGCGUCAUUAUAUACACUACUGCCUGUACGCCUUUCACGGCCUCUACAAUCCCGAAAAAAUUUCGGAAUAUUCGCGACCUACGCGUCAGGAGUUUCGCAUACGCACGUUAAUGCUGAACUUCAAAUUUGUGGAGGCGUUUCGGCUGUGUCUACAGGACUGCGAUAGCGCACAACGCACGCUCAAAUUGUUCGAGUACUUCAGCAAGGACACGGGCUAUGUGCCGUUGCGACGACCCGAUCUCAAGUAUCUCAUUUAUCACAUGUGUUUGCACUUUUUGGCACGCAAAUUCGACAUGCUUGACUGUGAACGCUAUUUCAUGGGCGAUCUAGACUACUAUAUGAUGGAACUGGCCUAUGUUUUCUACUUCAACAACAACAACUCAGCGUUGGAGCAGAAUCUUAAUCAGAAAUUUAAGAUGAUGAUAGCGCAGGAACAGCAACAGACAGUGGGUCUGGCAGAUAGCAAUCAGUCAACUACUCCUUCAACGUCCAAUGUCGUGCUGCAGGAUACGGACACUAUAUUCGAUAGCUUUAGUGUAAAGUUUAAAACGAUUUUGUGUCAGCGUUUGCUCAGCUAUUGCGAUGCCAGCAAUUAGCAUUGGCUUGACCAACCGUGCAAACGGUUUUGGGUUUUGCUUUGAAAUCUGUUUUGUUUUUAAUUUUGGUUUGCUUUAGAGAAGAUGGGCGGGCCCGCAGAGAUUCCGCUCUAAGUUAAAAGUUGAGUUUUUUGUGUUAUAUUUUUAAAAGUUAGUUUUCUAAGUUGAUUGUUGUGCGUUCGCGCCAGUUAUAAGCUUCUUCAACAAACAAAAAAAGAACUCCCAGUCAGCCUCUCGGCCACCCACACAUCUACAUAUACAUACACAUAUUAUCCACAUGUUUACUUUUAAUUAUUAUAAUUGUUGUUUGCAGCUGAUGUGCAUAAUUAUAAAGCUUUUUAUAGCGCUGUUAUUACAAAAAAAAAGAAACAUAAAUAUUUACGAAGACAAACAAA